Vigna umbellata (rice bean) is the source of this 1528-nucleotide messenger RNA. The record is from RefSeq and is a predicted model, not a curated record. Lineage: Eukaryota; Viridiplantae; Streptophyta; Magnoliopsida; Fabales; Fabaceae.
AUGCCUUUGAACAUCUUUUCUCAUGUGUGGCCAANAAUUAAUUGGACUCGUGAUGAUGGAAUUUUUCUUCUUGAGGCCAACAGGCUCCUGAGAGCAGGUGGCUACUUUGUCUGGGCAGCACAGCCUGUUUACAAACAUGAAGAGGCCCUUCAAGAGCAAUGGAAAGAGAUGGAGAACUUGACAACUAACAUUUGUUGGGAACUUGUACGAAAGGAGGGUUAUAUUGCUAUAUGGCAGAAGCCUAUGAACAAUAAUUGCUACCUUAGUCGAGACAUGGCUGAGCAUCCUCCAUUAUGUGAGUCCAAUGACGAUCCAGAUAAUGUUUGGUAUGUCAACCUUAAGGCUUGCAUCACUGAAUUACCUAGUAAUGGAUUUGGAGCAAAUGUUACAGAGUGGCCUUUGCGUCUCCAUGAACCACCAAAAAGGCUCCAAAGCAUCCAAUUGGAUGCCAUUGUAUCCAGAGAUGAACUUUUCAGGGCUGAUACAAAAUAUUGGUUUGAAAUAAUAGAAAGUUACGUUCGGGCUUUCCGUUGGAAGGAGUAUAACCUGAGAAAUGUAAUGGACAUGAGGGCAGGAUUUGGAGGGGUUGCUGCUGCACUGCUUGAUCUCCGUAUUGACUGUUGGGUUAUGAAUGUUGUCCCUGUUAGUGGAUUCAAUACCUUGCCUGUUAUAUAUGACCGUGGGCUGAUAGGAGUUGUGCAUGAUUGGUGUGAACCAUUUGACACCUACCCUAGAACAUAUGAUCUGCUGCAUGCAGCAGGUCUUUUCUCUGUUGAAAAGAAGAGGAAAAAGUGUAACAUCUCAAGCAUUAUGCUUGAGAUGGAUCGGAUACUAAGACCAGGAGGGCGUGUAUAUAUACGUGACACCACAUUCAUUAUUGGUGAACUUGAAGAAAUUGCAACUGCAUUGGGAUGGUCAAGUUCCCUAAAUGAUGUCGGAGAGGGUCCCUAUUCAAGUUGGAAGAUAUUAAGGUCUGAGAAACCAUUCUGAGUUGGUCAAUUGUGUCAGCAACAUUUUUGAAGAAAUGUUUGUAAAUUGGCUCAUGCAACCGGAACAUGACACUCCACCUGAUAUCUCAUUCUGUUGCAAAAUGUGGACAAGACUAACCCCGUUCAUGUAAUUUUCUAAGAAAAUUAUCUAUUUGCCAAAAGUGGUAGCCUUCAGUGUUGGAUCCCUACUAACAGUUUUCUUCUAAACACUUCACACACAAAAAAGAAGAAUAUUUGUCUUGUAUCAAUCACUACAGUAUUGGUCAUAUGUUUAGGAAAUAAUUUUGUGUAAUUAAUCUUCGUGUGAUGUAAGCUCAAGUUAGUGUAGACUAGACCAGAUGCUUGAAAGUUGUUUAUUAUGUGACAGAAAAGCUUCACCUGUAAUGUUCUCUGUUCCCUCACUCUCACAUGCUAGGGUUUGAUAGUGUUUGUUGUUUUGACAAGAUGACUGUUAAGAGUAAUGAACUUGUUAGAAACGAUCUCUAUACUGUACUAUUGUAUCUUUUAUUUAUUUAUUCCAGAUACAAUAAAUUAUUUUA